This is a messenger RNA of Platichthys flesus (European flounder), 3936 nucleotides long. RefSeq names its product tripartite motif containing 46a (gene trim46a). The coding region runs from base 151 to 2574 and encodes 807 amino acids. Lineage: Eukaryota; Metazoa; Chordata; Actinopteri; Pleuronectiformes; Pleuronectidae. The record is from RefSeq and is a predicted model, not a curated record. Gene Ontology annotation, molecular function: protein binding; zinc ion binding. The transcript has 13 exons.
UCGUUGUUCUGAGACAGACGACACAUCAUCGUGCACGGAGGAACACGCACAGAGCUCCAGUCCGAUGAGGAUGCUCAGCUCCAGGCCUUUAGGUUUCAUCUAACGUCGGCGUGUUGGUGGGUUUCCUGCAGAGCAUCGCACAAGACGAUCAUGGCAGAAACGGAGUUACAAACCUUUACCUCGAUCAUGGACGCGCUGGUUCGCAUCAGUUCCAACAUGAAGAGCAUGGAGCGGGAGCUGCACUGCCCGGUGUGUGACGAGAUGGUGAAGCAGCCCAUCCUCCUGCCGUGUCAGCACAGUGUGUGUCUGCUGUGUGCGGCUGAGGUGUUGGUGCAAAAGGGUUAUCCUCCACCUGAGCUCCCUCCAGAACCCCACUCACCGGCCUCCACGCCCAACACUCGCUCCCCGCGUCAGGGACGAAGACCCACGCCGAGGACCCCCGACCGCCUGGAGCGGGUCCUCAGAACAGUGUGCGGGACAUACCCGGGGCGAAGGCGGAAAGACGCCCCUCCCCCCAUGUUGUUCCCAUGUCCUUCCUGUCAGCAGGACGUGGAGCUUGGAGAAAAAGGCCUGACAGAAUGCCUCCGCAACCUCACUCUGGAGCGUAUCGUGGAGAGGUACAGGCAAACGAUAAGUAUGGGCAGUGUGGCCAUCCUGUGUGGUUUCUGUAAACCCCCUCAGUCUUUGGAGGCCACUAAAGGCUGUGCCGACUGUAAGUCCAACUUCUGCAACGAGUGUUUCAAACUGUACCACCCCUGGGGAACUCCCCGGGCUCAGCACGAACACAUCCUACCCACCAACAACUUCAGACCAAAGGUCUUAAUGUGCACGGAGCACGAGCAGGAGAAACUUCUGUGGUACUGCCGCAACUGCCAGAGGCUGCUGUGUCCGCUCUGCAAGCUCCGACGAGUCCACCAUGGACACAAAGUGUUGCCUAUAGCACAGGCCUACCAGGCCCUCAAGGACAAGGUCAACAAGGAAGUCGACUUCAUCCUGGCCAAUCAGGAGACAAUACAGAGUCAGAUCACUCAGCUGGAAGCAGCCAUCAAACAGACGGAGGCUAACAGCACAGUAGCCCUACAGCACCUGAUCCACAGUAUCCGGGAUCUGGGAGCAGCCGUAGCCGAGCGUCAGGGGGCUUUGGCUCUGGCCGUGGAGGGCUCUCGCAGCAGGAGGGAGGAGGCCCUGUCUGCUCAGGUCUCAGAGAGGCGUGGACUGAUGGAACACGCGGGCCUGAUGGCCUACACACAGGAGCUGCUCAAGGAGACUGACGCACCCUGCUUUGUACAGGCUGCCAGAGUGACUCACAACAGGCUGGUGAAGGCCAUCGAAAACCUGCAGUGUUUCACCUUCGCUGCGGAUUCCUCCUUCAGACAUUUUCACCUGGACGCGACCAAAGAGAUCAAACUCAUCAACAGCUUGGAAUUCAUCCGUGCUCCAGUGGCUCCAGUCAUCGACACUCAGAAGACAUUGGCAUACGACCAGCUGUUCCUGUGCUGGCGCCUCCCUCAGGACUCGGCCCCGGCUUGGCACUUCUCUGUGGAAUACCAGCGACGGGCGGGAGGAGCCGCGGCCACGUGGGGCGGCACCAGAUCCCCCGACGCUGAGACGUCAUGGCAGCGCCUGGAUGAAGUGAGAGGGACCAGUGCCGUGGUCGAGCGGCUGCAGAUCGACAGCGUGUACGUGCUCAGGGUGAGAGGGUGCAACAAGGCCGGGUUCGGAGAGUACAGUGAAGAGGUGUACCUCCACACCCCCCCCGCACCUGGUCUGUGUCAUUUUUUUAUUUAUACAGUUCAUCCAUUGUUCGAUCUUGUCGGUUCUACAUAUGUGCUGAGUUUCUCCCUGGACUCUCGCUGGGGUUUGCACUCUGACAGGCUGGCGCUGGGUAGAGGCCAGACGUACGCCCGCAGCGUGCCGGGCCUCUCCCUCCUGCAGGCUGCUGACCGCACGCUCACUUCCUGUCACCUGACAUCGGACCUGCUGGUGGCUGACCUGGCCGUCACUCAGGGCCGACACUACUGGGCGUGCUCUGUGGAGCCUGGUUCCUACCUGGUAAAGGUGGGAGUAGGCCAGGAGACGAAGCUACAGGAGUGGUUCCACCUCCCUCAGGACAUGGCCAGCCCUCGCUGUGACCCAGACAGCGGCCAUGACAGUGGAGCAGAAGACGGCCAGGACUCCCCUCCCUUCUGCUUCCUCACCAUAGGCAUGGGCAAGAUCCUGCUCCCUCAAGGGCACGGUCACAUACAGAGCCAGGCGGACAGCCAGAGCCACGGAGGAGUGCACUCCCACGGCAGCAGCCACAGCAACAUGCCUCACCCUCACACGGCUCCUCUGCCGCCCCGACUGGGAGUGUUACUGGACUGCGACAAGGGACGGGUCACCUUCUACGACGCCCACUCGUUGCGGAUGCUGUGGGAGACGCACGUGGAUUGCUCAGCUCCGGUGUGUCCGGCCUUCUGUUUCAUCGGCGGGGGAGCCCUGCAGCUUCAGGACCUCGUGGCCAGUCGGAGCGUCGAGGAGCCGCCGCCGCGGAGGGUGACCAUCCAGACACGGGCGACAAAUCUGAGCAAGUAAAGAAGGAGGCAGUUUAUGGGCACGGUUCACUCAGAGAUCACUGGUCAUGUUGUUGGAGGACGAGAAGGUGUGUGAGUUCAUUAAAUAACAGCCUUUGACACUUAAAUGAACUGUCAACGAUUGGGAGACCCCACGACAAAUAUCUGAUAUUGUUUUGCAUUUGCACCUGAAAAUAUCAAAUCUCUCUUUCUUGCUUGAUCAUAUUUUUGUUCCUUAACUAUGGACAUUGUGGCUGAAGUGAUUUCCAACUAUGCAGAAUCCUGUAGACAGGGUGAGUCAAGCACCUUUCUAACAGAUUAGGACAAUGACUUGCGUUGUAAGAAGAUCUGCCGUCCAUUUACACUUGUCUUAGCUUUUCCCAGGCAUCAAAAAAUUGCAUGCAAGUGUAACUUGGAUACAUAACUUACAGCAAUGCAGGUAACUGUCACCUUGUAACCGCACCUCAGAUGAAGGGUAUGUCUAAUUUUCUAUCUUAAUUCUGAUAUAGCCUCAUCAAUGUGUCAAUAUUGCAGAGUUACAGAGUUUGAAUAUGUUUCGGUUGGUGAUUAGUAAACCCCUGCUGGCUCGUGUCAGGACAUGAACGUUUUUAUAGUCACAGUUUUGCAUUUCAAAAGGAUGUGCGUGACAUGUCGGCUGAGUCAACGUCUCACCGCUGCCUCUGCGUUUUCAGACUUACAGAGAUCAGAGUUUUAAAAACAAGGUUGUGAAGAACAAUGCUCUCGUCACGCUGGUUUACUCACAAACCUGUGAAGACGUUUCAUUGUUUUACGUUUCGAGAAAAGUUGAAAAUUCAGAUGGCCUACUUGUUCGGUAUUAAACUGUGGAGUCUGACUGAUUUGCACAUACAUAUUAAUGAUCAGCUGGAGGAAGUGGAGGGAUGACAACCAGCUGAAGAAGGUCUAUUAGCUCUGGUUUCUUACAGCGUUUCCCUAACGCAACUGACAGUCGCUCAUUUACUAACUGACUGACUCCCAGUUAGGUCGAGGGAAUGUAGGAGUCGAGUUAUGUUUUAUUACAAUGCAAGAGAUUGUCUUUAUUCUAAUUUUUUCAAAUCAACUGGCUCUGACUGUAUUUUAAUAUAUAACAUGAUUUUCUGGUGUGUUUGUGUGUGACUGAGAGAGGGAGAGCUCUGGCUGUGACUUUCAUGCUUUCUGAUGUGUGUGUUUGUGUGUGUAUGUGUGCGUGUGUUUGUGUGUGUGUAUCCUGUCUUGAACAACUCGUGUCGACUCCUCUUCUCCCGUUACAGCGCAGCACUUGAAUGACUUUGGACUGUAGCAUCUCAGAAAUCAGAAUCGACAACUUUAGACUUUGCAGAAUGUUUCUAUCAUGUCACGACAAACACAAUAAAUGACUGAAAACUAA